Chlorocebus sabaeus (green monkey) is the source of this 7081-nucleotide messenger RNA. NCBI's taxonomy places the organism in Eukaryota, Metazoa, Chordata, Mammalia, Primates, Cercopithecidae. The record is from RefSeq and is a predicted model, not a curated record.
UGGGUGAAUAAUCUUUAUUUGGUCUGUACAUUCGGCUUCCAAUCUGGGAAUUUUUCCAAGAAAAUACUGACUGAAAUACAGUCAGAAUAUUUAUGUGCAUUUACAUUAGGCUCCAACAAUAAGAUUGAGCCUUUUUCAAAAUUUUUACUUGCAUAGCCAAUGAACUAGUGGCUCAAAAAUCCAUUUAAUUUUCCAUACUUCCCAAAACCAUGUCAAUGCAAUGAUCUCUUUUGGCAUAUCAUCCCAAGAGAUUGCUAGUUUUGCUGUGAUGGUCCAUUUCCAGAAUCUGGCAGCAAGGCAAGAACCAUUAGGAGGCUUUGAAAUGUAGACCUUAUAAGUAGGGCAAAGGCAAGGAAGACGACUGCAGAGGGAAUGCCAGAAGCAUUAUCGAGUGGAUGAGAGAAUGCAGGGAAGGAAAAUUUCCACUUCACAAAGACAUUUUAAAGAGACGGUGUUUGGGGAUAGUGAUGCCACAGAAAGACUCACAACUCAAAAUCUCAUAACAGGAUUCAGUAGUUUAACAAAUUCAACUCCAAAUUGUCCCCCAGACAAUCACUGCAGAAUCCUCCCGCUGGCAAUUGCCUGUAUCUGAGGAUUUUACAUCUGUCUUUCGUCACUGUCAGUACUGCCACAAACACACUUUCAUAAAAAGGGAGGUAGAACUGCAUCAGGCUGUAAAACACCACCCAGCUCACCCCUCGCUCAGCAACGCGGGUGGCUAGGGAUGCCUGGGUUGCCACCAGCCGCUCGAAGAGGGCGGGGCUGCCGGAGCCUGCGAUUGGCUGCUUCGUGCAUAUCGUCCCGCCCCGCCCUGUAGCUCCUCCCAGGUUUCCGUUGUCAAGGACGCGGCGUCGGUUGUUGUCAAGAUGGCGGCUGCGGGGUUGCUGCCGCCCCCUCUGCUAUUGCCCGGCGAGGUCGCCGCUGCCUCAGCUGCCAUCUGCACUAAAGGCACAAGUGCUGCUGCGCGGGAGCUAGGGCUGUCGCGGCCGACCCUUCGGAGCCCGUGACGCGGGGCCUGAGAGACGGAGUAUAGGGAGGGGCCGAGCAGGAGGAGGAGGAAGCCAGAGCUGCCAUGAGGGAGGCGCUGGGGGCGAACAGAGAGGCGGCGCUGAAGUGAAGGAUGCUGGCGGGGAGGCCCGGAGCCCGGAGCGCGGUCGGGGAACUGGGCACUGAAUCAUCGGACAACCUCGACAGAGCCCCCCUCGACCCACGGGAGAGCGGCGGGCAUCACCGACCUGGCGCUUACCUAGAUAUGAAAAUCCAUCUGGAGAAAAAUUUAGAAGAAGAGCGCCAGAUAUUACUGCAGCAACAAAAAAUAUGUCGAAAUCGAGCACGUAAAUAUUUUGUGGAGUCAAAUCGGAGAAAAAAAGCUUUUGAGGAAAAACGAAAAGAACAAGAAGAAAAAGAACACCAAAUUAGAGAACAAAUACUUCAACAAAGAAAGCAGAGGUUUGAAGAAGUUACUGAAAAAUUCCAGCGUGCCCAUAUUCCUCUUUCACAGCGGAGGAAAGCAGUUUUCAGAAAACCAGUUCCUCCAUUAGAAGAGGCCCUCAAACAAAUUCAGGAAUCCAACUUAAAAUCAGAUGUAAACCUUCCCUUUUCCCAUAGACCAACAAUAAACUGGAGCUCGACUGGUUGUUUCCCCAACCCCUUUGGAACCUCUCCCUGUUUUGAAGCCUACCUGUUUAUCCAGUCACUCCCCUCAUCCACCAGUCCGCACUCUUUCUUAUGUCACUCCGUUGCCUGCACAUCCUGCUAGCUUGGAUUCUUUUCAGUCAGUCCAGCGAUCUGUUCCACAAGCCACAGCAUUGUCAAAUCAGCCCAAGGCCUUUGCAGAUCAUCUACUAGCCUCAGUUCUCUCCCUUGCAUCUCCCUGUCAUUCUCCAUCUUCUUCUUUGCCUUCAUCUCCUUCUACUUCCACAUCCUUUUCUUCAGCCUGUAUACCGUUUUCUUCCUCCUCAUCUGUUCUUUCCUCUUCUUCGACUUCCUCUUCUACUUCUCCAUCCUUACCUCCUUCAUCUAUCCCUCUUUUUUCCUCUCCUUUGCAUUCAUCUUCCUCUCCAGGUUUGCCUCCAACUUACUUAGCUUUUCCCUCUCCAAUUUCUCCUGUUUCUUCUUCCUUUAUGAUUUCCUCUUCCUUUCCCCCUAUUCUUCACUCUCCUUCUGUUUCUACCUCCCCAUCUCCUUUUAUUCCUAUCCACCCCUUCAAUCCUCCUCACUGGGGGAAGAAAGUAGAGAAGAGAAGAGAAGAAAGUGAAGUAGAGAAGAAAGGAAUAGAGAAGAAAAAGUUGACAGACGACAACUUUAAAGAGCUAUAGACUCUGCCUUGCCUUCAGCAUUAUCAAAAAAUGAUCACAAACAUCAGAAACAACUCUUAUCCAGAAUCAAUUGUGAUAAAGAAAUGAAUGAAAAUAUGAGGGCAACCUUGGCUACUAGCAAAAAUGUGUUCCAGCUUAAACUGGAGGAAACUCAGAAACGCCUAGAAGAUCAGCAUCUAAGCAAUUUGCAAAAAUUUUGUGAUGAAGUUAAUCAGAUAACCAAUUCUGAAACCCUCUCAAGUAUAGACAGUCUUGAGCCUACAGAGCAUGAAGAAAUAUAUUUAACACUUAAUAAGGAGCAUUCCACAUCCAUCCAGCGGAAUACCAUUUCCCUCAAACCAGCAAGUAUGCAAUCAACUAAACUCAGCUGCUUUGAUGAAGAUAAACUGGCAUUCUCUAAAACUCAACAUAUAAAUAAUUGGCUUACAAAUGUAGAUGCUUCAAAUACUCAGAAUGUCACACCUUUCUCAGAUAUUUUAAGUAAAUCUAAUGUUCUACCUUCAUGGGAAUAUUUUAAUAGUAAAGAACAAAAUCCAUCUUCUUUGAAUGGAACAGUGGAAAGAGCCACAAAUACUGCUAAUAAUUCAGUAGCCUUUGUAUCUAGCCCACCUAUAUUUGUACUAGAUAAAAAAUGUGAAAAGACCUCUGAAACUAGCACUGUAAGGACAACUGACUCCACUUCUGGAGCAUUCAAAAGAGAAAGGCCGUUAGUUACUGAGAGCCCAACAUUUAAAUUUAGCAAAUCCCAAAGCACUUCAGAAUCUCCAACCCAGGAAGUGGCUACAUUUCCAGACCAAGAGAAAUAUUCUGAAUUAAAUCAAGAAAAUGGAACUACUUCAAUUCCUACUUCAUGUGUACCAGUGGCAAUGCCUUUAGUUUUGCCAUCUAAUAAACAGUCAGCUAGACCUUCAGCAAAGAACAGUAUACACAUAAAAGAAAUUGAUGCAGUGCAGUGUUCUGAUAAGUUAGAUGAAUUGAAAGAUGGUGAAGAAGAAAAGAUAAAAUAUUUUAACUGCAAUAAGGGAGAGUUGCCUUUAUUUUCAGACAGUUUUCAAGAUGCCUACAUACCUCACAAUCCGGAUUCAAAAGAUGAAAAACAAAAAUUCGCUGAAACAUCAUCCUUGUCUAAUGUAACUUCUAAUUAUGACUUUGUUGGCCAGCAUAAGAAAAUGAAAUACAACAUCCAUGAGAGAAAUGGUGUGAGGUUUCUUAAAAGUAUUUUAAAGAAAGAAUCUAAAUAUGAACAUGGUUAUCUUAAGGCAUUAAUUAUAAAUCAGAGCUUUAAGUUUGGAAAUCAAAAAGCAGCAGCUAUCAAAGAUAGUAUUGAAUUAACAAAGGAAAGGGAAAAAGGUGCAGAAAUUCCAAAGACUAUUAAAAAACUGAGGUGGUUUGAUGAAACUAGCAGUAUAGAAAACAAUGCUGAAGACAGUCAUUCACUGAAGAAUAAAACAGGAAUAACUCAACAGCAUUCUCAAAAAUUCCGCAUUCAAAGUGGUGCUGGAAGCAACAUAAUUAGUGUUUCUGCUUGUGCUGUAAAUUCUGCUGCUAGAAAGAAGUCCAGGGAGGAUUCUAUCUCUGAAAAUGUUACGACUUUAGGAGGAUCUGGAGCAGACCAUAUGCCUUUGAACUGUUUUAUACCUUCAGGUUAUAAUUUUGCUAAACAUGCCUGGCCAGCCUCAAAAAAAGAGGAAAGUAAAAUCCCUGUACAUGAUGAUUCUAAAACUAAGCAAGGUAAGCCACAAAGAGGUGGAGCAAAAAUAAUUAGAAAACCAGGAUCUGCAAAAGUCCAAUCAGGCUUUAUAUGUACAAACAGAAAAGGCACUGUCAUUGAACCACAAUCUGCAAGCAAAGUCAACAUAUUUACACAAGCUCAGGGAAAAUUAAUUAUACCUCGUCCUUCUCCCCAAUCUACAUCAAAUAUUAGAAGUGGUAAAAAUAUACAGGUGUCUCAGUGUCAAUCAGUAACUCCUGAAAAUCCUCAAAACAUUAUUACACAUAACGGUUUUAAUUCAAAACAUGUGCUUCCAACAGAACACAAUUUGAAUCAGUGGAAUCAGGAAAGUAGUUCUCCACUCUCAAAUGCUUGUUCUGAUCUAGUCACUGUGAUACCAUCACUGCCAUCAUAUUGUUCUUCAGAGUGCCAAGCUUUUGCAAAAAUAAAUCAUUCAAAUGGCACUCAAGCAGUUGCCCAGCAAGAUGGGACAUUAUAUUGCACCCAAAGAAGUCCUGUUUGUGAAGAAAGUUAUCCAUCUGUGACUCCAAGAACUGCUGAAGAAGAAUCGGUUCCCUUGUGGAAAAGAGGGCAUAAUGUCCUGCAUCAAAAUAAGAGGGCUACGGGGUCUACUGUUAUGAGAAGAAAACGAAUUGUUGAAACCAAGCGAAGAAAUAUUUUAGAGCAGAAAAGACAAAACCCUGGAUCUGUAGGACAGAAGGACAGUAAGCAGAUUAACAAUUGUGGACAAAGUGUCCAGCUAAGUUCAAGUGAGCCAAAACAAACUACAAGGGGUACUUCUUAUGUUGAAGAAGUUUCAGAUAGUACUUCUGAGUUUUUGAUGGCUGAAAACUUAGUGAAAGCAUCACUGCCGGAGGAUGAGAUUCUGACUGUCUUGAAUAGCAAACAGAUACAGAAAUCAAAUCUACCUUUAAAUAAAACUCAACAAUUCAACAUCUGCACACUAUCAGCUGAAGAACAGAAGAUCUUAGAGUCCCUUAAUGAUCUCAAUGAAAGACUACAUUAUAUACAAGAAUCCAUUUGCAAAAACUCAUCCAUCAAAAAAAAUACUUUACAAAUAAUACCACUUCUGGAGAAGAGAGAAGAUAGAACCAGCAGCUGCAGAGACAAGAGAUAAAUUCCAGCAGAAUCCGUCUAAGAAGACCUUUCAUGUACUUCUCUAGGACUAGAUGCAUUCUAUUUUGUCAAAACCAGCCAUGGGAAAACAUGUGAGCAACAACCCCUGUGAACAUUUGUCCUAACUCGGAUUUUGUGAGCAGUGAAGUUUAACAGAGCUGUGACAUUUAACAAAGCAGUGAAGUUUAACAAAGUUCUGAGAAUACCAUGAACGACAUUAUGCCUGCCUGAACAAAAAGCAGGACAUAACUUAGCUCUUAAUACAUGCCACAAGGAUGAAGCUUGUGAGUAGAGCAAACAAACAUUUUUCCACAGAAUUCACAGUGCUCCUUUGUAAUUUAUAGAUUCCAUGUUGAAAUAUAUGUUAAAUAAAAUUUCUGUUUAUUAAACCUCUUUAUUAAACCUCUAACUUACUGAUAAGAUAUUUAUAAAGUAUGGCAUAUUUUGAUUGUUUAAUUGCCCAUUUCAGUGUAAUACAUAUUCCUAAAGUUACCACAUCCCACAAAAUGGCCGUUAGUGGCAGCAAUAGAGCAAAGGUUACCUUUUUGUAUGGUGAAGAGAGGACUUCCUAUGGCUCUACAAUUACAUCAGUUCUUCCAAAUUUCAUACAUGGCACUUUGGCAUACAGAAAAAACAUGAAAUUUUUCAUUAAAAUGUCAUGAAUCAAGCCAGGGCCGUUGGCUCAUGCCUGUAAUCCCAGCACUUUGCAGGCCAAGGUGGGCAGAUGGCUUGAGCUCAGGAGUUCGUGACCAGCCUGGGCAACCCUGUCUCUACAAAAAAUACAAAAGUUAACCAGGCAUGGUGGCAUGCACCUGUAGUCCCAGCUCCUUGGGGCCUGAGGCAAGAGCAUUACUUAAACCCAGGAGGAUUACUUGAACCUGGGAGGUUGAGGCUGUGGUGAGCUGUGUUUCGCCACUGCACACCAGCCUGGGUGACAGUGUGAGACCUGGCCUCAAAAUUAAAAAAAAAUUUUAAAAAGGUAAUGAAUCAAAAUUAGAAAUUAAGAGUUUUAAGAAAACAUGUUAUGUGGUCUUUUAUUAAUAACACACUAAAUUUUGGUUCCUCCCCAUAAUUAGUUUUGAAACACUUGAUGCAGUGAGAAAUGCAUUAACAUGUUGAAUGCCUACCACGUACCAGAUUUUGUGCCUAUGUUUUUUAUUUAAUCUGACCAGUCACCCAAACCAUGGGUAUUUUUGUCUCCAUUUUACAGAUGAGAAACUGGAGGCUUAAAGAAGUUAAACUUACCCAAGGCCACAUAGCUACCUACAGUGAGAGAAUCAAGAUUCAAACUCAGGUUUAUCUGGUUCCAAAACCCAUGUUCUUUCUGCCACAACUUGUUGGUAGAAAUGAAGACUAUUGGAUGAAAUGAGGGAAAACAGAAAAUGAAUUCACUUUUUCAAUGAAGAAAAUUAGUGAAAAAAUUGACCUAAUGAAGGAAACAUUUGUGAUUUCCUAUAUUUUGAAUUAUAAGAGUAGGAUUUAGGAAGGCAACAGAAAAUUUAGUGCUUAGACUUUUAAAUAGAAAGUUGUGUGCCCUUUUAGAAAAUACUUGAGAAUUUUUAUACUAUCAAGAAAAAAUUAUGUGAAUUAAGAUGUAAUUUAUAAAAUAACAUUUCAAUGGGGGUAAGCAGGCCAGAAGAGUGUGCCAAGUUGUUUCUGAGUCAUUCUAAGCACCUCAGAUGGAAACUCACUUUUAUUUAAAAAAAAAAAAAAAAAAGACAAGGGUUUAUAUUCAUGUACACUAGUAGUAUAUAUGUACACAGCAGCAUCCUGCAUGCCAAACUAGCUUCACCGUUAAUAAUCCCUCACUUCAAUGCCUCUUAGGAACCAAAGAAUGCCUCUACAAGCAAAAGAUAGUUGAAAAUAGUUAAAAUCCAAAGUCGGAAUAGGCCAAAAAAAAAAAAAAGCCUAAAUA